Molecule: messenger RNA, 818 nt
Organism: Nicotiana tabacum (common tobacco)
Lineage: Eukaryota; Viridiplantae; Streptophyta; Magnoliopsida; Solanales; Solanaceae
Product: glyoxylase I 4-like
Source: RefSeq, a predicted model, not a curated record
AAUUCCUACUUUACUCUCUAAAUCUUAGGUUCUUUAAUAAUUUUUUUCGAGCUUGUUCUUCAUUUGUGCUUGCCUUAUUUUGUAGAAGGAUAAUAUGGAGAAUCCUUUGCAUUUAAAGUCAUUGAAUCACAUAUCAGUAGUAUGCAGAUCUGUUGAAAAAUCUCUUGAUUUUUACCAAAACAUUCUUGGAUUCUUUCCAAUUAGAAGGCCCGGUUCUUUUAAUUUUGAUGGAGCUUGGUUGUUUAAUUAUGGGAUUGGGAUACAUCUUUUGCAAUCUGAGGAUCCAGAGAACAUGCCCAAGAUUAGCACCAUUAAUCCAAAGGACAAUCACAUUUCUUUCCAGUGUGAGAGCAUGGUAACAGUAGAGAAAAGGCUAAAAGAGAUGGAAAUAGAGUAUAUAAAGAGCAGAGUUGAAGAAGGUGGAAUUUACGUUGAUCAACUAUUUUUCCAUGAUCCAGAUGGUAUGAUGAUCGAAAUCUGCAACUGCGAUAACUUGCCGGUGAUUCCACUUUCCGGCGAAACUCUCCGGCCGUGCUCAACUCUCCAUUGCAGCAUGCAACAGCAGAAAAUUCAACAGCUUGUCUAAUUAUUUUUUUAAAAAAAAGUUAAAAGAAGUAUUACUAUGAACAUUUUGCAAGAGCAUGCAUUUACCAUUUGGUGUUCAAAAUAUGUUGAACCCAUUAUUUUGUAUUUUUGUGUAUCAUGCAUAUUCAGAUAUUAUUCCCAAGUUUUAACUUGGGAUGUCUGCUUUUUAAUUUGUCUUGUUUGUUUAUUUCAAAGUGUUAAGGUUUUAUCGAUAAUUUGGGCAAAGUUGCAUA